AUGCCUGCUCAGGUCGGUGUCAGGACACGAGCCCGAGCCGCAUUAGCCAUGGAACCUGACACUUCAGCUCAACCAACGCCCAAGAGAAAGACCAUCAACCACACCAACCAAGACCCUCCAAAAUCCUCCAAGUCUCCCAGAACCACUUCUUCUUCCCUUCUCAAACAGCCCACGCUCCCCGAGAUCAACCAACGCUGUCUCAGCCCUACCUCCACUGAAGUUCCUGCCUCUUGCUGCUCCAGCAAUGGAUCCACUACCCUCGAUGAUGACAGGAUCAAACUCUCAGAUCUGGAGGUGGAGAGCCCGCAAGUUGAAACGUCGACGUGCAAUGGCGCUGCACAAAUUCAGAGGAAAGAGAUGAACCGUUCCAGCGAGCUUCUUGAAAAUUCGGAGGAGCCGGAGUCAAUGGAGAUCAAUUCUCGCCGUGCCUCGUCAAAGGCGCCAACCAUGCCAACCGAGUUGGAACUGGAAGAAUUCUUCGCUACCGCCGAGAAAGACAUUCAGAAACGAUUUCAAGACAAGUACAAUUAUGAUGUUGUUAAGGAUGUGCCACUGGAAGGACGCUACCAGUGGGUUCAGUUGAAGCCAUGA
Sphenostylis stenocarpa is the source of this 591-nucleotide messenger RNA. The record is from the annotation of a GenBank genome assembly. Lineage: Eukaryota; Viridiplantae; Streptophyta; Magnoliopsida; Fabales; Fabaceae.